Mixia osmundae IAM 14324 is the source of this 648-nucleotide messenger RNA. RefSeq lists its product as uncharacterized. The coding region runs from base 1 to 648 and encodes 215 amino acids. Gene Ontology annotation, cellular component: mitochondrion. Gene Ontology annotation, molecular function: dihydrofolate reductase activity; NADP binding. NCBI's taxonomy places the organism in Eukaryota, Fungi, Basidiomycota, Mixiomycetes, Mixiales, Mixiaceae. The transcript has 2 exons. Gene Ontology annotation, biological process: folic acid metabolic process; dihydrofolate metabolic process; glycine biosynthetic process. The record is from RefSeq and is a predicted model, not a curated record.
AUGUCCCCUCGUCCGCCCGUCCGUCUGACACUGAUCGUUUGCUGCGCUCCUGAUGGCGGCAUCGGGGCCAAAGGUGGCCUACCUUGGUCUCUGCCGGGCGAGAUGCGCUACUUCUCUCGUGUGACUCAGCAUGUCACCCCUUCGUCGGACAAUCAGCCAGCAACGGCGAAUGCGGUCAUCAUGGGCAGAAAGAGCUGGGAGAGUAUUCCGGCUCGGUUCAGGCCACUCAAGUCUCGCAUCAACGUCGUACUCAGCAGGAGCGACGAGCCUCUUCCCGGCAUCAAUGACGCCAAAUGGACUUUCCAGGCCACCUCGAUACUCGACGCAAUCAAGCGGCUGCACUCGAGUGACUCUACAGGCCCACGCUGUCAUCGCAUCUUCAUCAUCGGCGGUGCUCAGAUCUACAGAGACGCCUUGGCAUUAGAUCAAAGGAGCGGCGCAUGGGCAGACCGCAUCCUACUAACGCAGAUCAAAGAGCCUUCCUUUGAAUGCGAUACUCACUUGCCCGACUUCAGAAACGCACCCGGCGAGGCAUGGCAACAAGCGACCUUGGCUGAACUCGCGCGGUGGGUCGAAGUUGAUAUGCCAGAGGGCGACGUGGAAGAAAAGGACGUGCGGUACCAGUAUCAGAUGUGGCAAAGAUCGUGA